AUGGGAGGCCCCGGUGGGCCCCCAAGAAUGGGCCCCAUGGGCAAUAUGGGAGGUCCCCAGGGGGGCCCCAUGGGAGGCCCCCAGGGCCCAAGACCCGGCAUGGGGGGCCCCCAAGGAAGCUUCCAGGGAGCUCCAGGAGGUACAAUGGGGGGCCCCCAAGGGGGUCCACCCAGGGGCCCCAUGGGGGGCCCCCAGGGGCCCCCGGGAGGCCCUCCUAGAGGCCCUAUGGGAGGCCCUAUGGGAGGCCCCCCUGGAGGCCCCAUGGGGGGCCCCCCCGGGGGCCCUAUGGGAGGUCCCCCGGGGGGCCCCAUGGGGGGCCCCCCUGGGGGACCCAUGGGCAGGCCAAUGCAACCCCAGAUGGGGGGCCCAGGGGGCCCCCCAGGGAUGCAAAUGAGGCCCCCGGGGGGAGGCCCCAUGGGGGGCCCCCCCGGGGGCCCCAUGGGGGGCCCCAUGGGGGGCUCCCCUGGAGGCCCCAUGAUGCCUCCGCUGGCAGAAGGGGGAGGGGGCACUGGGGGGCCCCUCGACAUGAGGGGGCCCAUGCAGGGGGGCCCCCAGGGAGGACAGCCAAGAAGGACACGGGGCCUUAUGGGCGGUGGAGACUCGGACAAAGAAAUUGAGGAGGAAUUGUCCAUAAAGGGCGGCUUAGGGGUAAUUUGA
This is a messenger RNA of Eimeria tenella, 657 nucleotides long. RefSeq lists its product as uncharacterized. The transcript has 3 exons. Lineage: Eukaryota; Apicomplexa; Conoidasida; Eucoccidiorida; Eimeriidae. The record is from RefSeq and is a predicted model, not a curated record. Bases 1 to 657 code for a protein of 218 amino acids.